Protomyces lactucae-debilis is the source of this 657-nucleotide messenger RNA. RefSeq lists its product as uncharacterized. Bases 1 to 657 code for a protein of 218 amino acids. The transcript has a single exon. Lineage: Eukaryota; Fungi; Ascomycota; Taphrinomycetes; Taphrinales; Protomycetaceae. The record is from RefSeq and is a predicted model, not a curated record.
AUGCGUGUUGCAUCUCUGGUUUGUGGUGAUGAAUUCACAGAACGCGAAUUUCGAUACCUCGACCAACGAUUCGGAGUACCACGCCUCCCUCCUGAGCUUUGUAGAGCUCACGGUCCCAGACCAUAUGCAAAAGACGAACAGGUCCACGACUAUCUCGCCAGCCAAUUUGGAACGAAGUUCGCAGUUCCUCCCGUGACGACCAAAGCAGAAAGGGAUUUAUGCAGAUCCGCUCUGGACGAAUGGCAAAGGUCAAGUGGACGUCAAAACACAUUGCCCUCGGCUGAGGGCUAUAUGCAAACCACCAGAACAGUCAACGAAAAGGCUGAUCGGCAGAUCAUUCAUUAUAAGCACAUCGACCGUGUCAGAAGAUUCUUCGAGAAUGACGAGAAGAAACGAACGAACGACACGCUGACCAAUCUACCGCCUUCGUCCGCGAUGCGGCGAAUGGCUGCUGGUCACUGGGCCAGGUCAUCUAUCGAGGUGCCUUUCACCAGCUCAGGCGAUCCUGUUGUGCGCAACCUUGGGCCACCUAGACCGCCUGAACAGCCUGUCAAGCUCAUGAAUAUCGCCGCUUCUACACAAGCAACACGGCCUGCUGCUUCCUGUGCGCUCACACUUUUUAUUGGAAAGGAAAGGCACUCAAGUGAUGUGCACUGA